Messenger RNA from Caenorhabditis elegans, 123 nucleotides. RefSeq names its product Transposase (gene T10B9.14). The transcript has 3 exons. The coding region runs from base 1 to 123 and encodes 40 amino acids. The record is from RefSeq and is marked reviewed. Lineage: Eukaryota; Metazoa; Nematoda; Chromadorea; Rhabditida; Rhabditidae.
AUGGUGUUUAAGAAUCCGAGACACACUGAAAAACAAACACAUAUGCUGAAUGUUUCUUCGACGUAUGUAAAAACAAUAAAAGACGAGCCCCGAAUUCAAAAUUGUUCAGGCCAAAAAUAUUGA